Molecule: messenger RNA, 6210 nt
Organism: Puntigrus tetrazona (Sumatra barb)
Lineage: Eukaryota; Metazoa; Chordata; Actinopteri; Cypriniformes; Cyprinidae
Gene: tspan9a
Product: tetraspanin 9a
Exons: 7
Coding region: 315-1325 (336 amino acids)
Cellular component (GO): membrane
Source: RefSeq, a predicted model, not a curated record
UGAGCUGGGGGUGGACACUCUUUUAGAGGGGUAACGAGGGGCAUAGGGUGAAGGAAUACUGCUGAAACUUCAGUUAGACUCAACACGCACCUGCUCGUGGGAGUUCCGCUUCUGGAUAUUACACCAGGCUGCCACAUCCACAAGAGCAAUUUUGCACAGCCGCUGUCUGAUUCACUUAAUCCUGAUCUUUUGUGCGAAAGAGAAAGACUAGCACUUUUUGGAGCACUAGAGCGCAAGUUCAAGGUUCUGUUCGAGGGCUAUUCUGAGAGACAUGAUAGAGAAUGAAAUAAAGAGCGCGGCUUCCGUUCCAGAGCAUGGAGAAGUCAAGUAGUGAGGAAUCCGCCAUCCACCGUAGCCCCUCUGUGGACAGCCGCGACUCAGACUUUGCCCAAGCCUCCACCUCCGGACGGCCGUUCGGAGGACGAGGCUUUACCGCCGGCGCCUUUUACGGGUCCACUGGCCCACGUGCACAAAACGCUGCUCAGAGUGGGGCAGCCGGCGACGAUAAAAGCAACAAUAAGUACAAGUCUCCAAAAGGCAGCAAAUACGUGGUCUUUUAUCUGGAUCUAUCCUUUGUGUUCCUCCUAGAGUUCAAGAAGUGCAACAUGGCUAGAGGCUGCCUGUGCUGUCUGAAAUACAUGAUGUUCGUCUUCAACCUCAUCUUCUGGUUGUGUGGCUGUGGGCUGCUGGGAGUUGGAAUCUGGUUGUCUGUGUCUCAAGGCAGCUUCGCCACCUUCUCUCCCUCCUUCCCCUCUCUCUCCGCUGCCAACAUGGUCAUCGCCAUAGGCGCCAUCGUCAUGGUGACGGGCUUCCUCGGAUGCCUGGGCGCCAUCAAGGAAAACAAGUGCCUGCUUCUGAGCUUCUUCAUUGUCUUGCUGAUUAUUCUGCUGGCUGAGCUGAUUUUGCUCAUACUUUUCUUCGUCUACUCUGAUAAGGUCAGUGAGAAUGCAAAGCAGGACCUUAAAGACGGUCUUGCUCUCUACAACACAGACAACAACAUUGGGCUGAGAAAUGCCUGGAAUAUCAUCCAAGCUGAGUGGAAGUGUUGUGGCGUAACUGGUUACACAGAUUGGCACGAGGCUCUGAAAGAAAAGGUUGUGCCUGACCGCUGCUGUCAAGAGCAUUAUCAGGAGUGUGGCCGCAACUCCACCAAUAUGUUCUGGACACGGGGCUGCUACGAGAAGGUUGAAGAGUGGCUUGAAGAUAAUAAGCACCUACUCGGAACCAUCGGCAUGUGUAUCUUGGUAGUUCAGCUCCUGGGAAUGGCCUUUUCCAUGACACUGUUCCAUCAGAUCCACAGAAGCGGGAAGAAGUAUGAUGCUUAACGAGCCCGUUUCUCAAGUGAGGAGCCCUGGUGCAUUAUGGGACAGACUCUGGAGGACAGCUCCUCCUCUUGUAUCUAACUUUCACCACUGGCCAACCCCUCUUCCCAUUAAUUCCCCAGCUUAUACCUUCCCAUCCUGUAUAGACUCCAGCCAUGGUCUGUCUCUUUUCCACUCUCUCUCCCCCAUCUGCUCAUCUGCCAAAGAGACCCGGGGACAGAGAGGAACGAGAGGACCGACUCUUGGCCAGAAUCCUCCCCAUGAGGCCUCUGACUUUCUUUACCUUCUCUAGAACCUUUAUUUUACGCUUGAACUAACUAACGUUUGCAGGAAGGAGAAUAAUGACAACAAACUGUGUGGCUUUACUAAUACGUAAAUCCUUCCGCCCAACAUAUAGACGAGAUGAGAAGACAUCAGACUGGAAACCUUCUGGGUGGAUGAUUUUGAAAAGCAUCGUUCGUCAUCACUUCCAUCUACAGUGUAAAUGACAAACGGCUUCAUUUUAGCAUGAUGCGGUUUUGUACGAGACAGAAAACUUGUCAUUUCGGCUCAAGACUUUUUAGUUUGUUCGUUUUUAUAAGUGACUUUGUCCCAAACCCCAUAAUUGUCAUUUUUGUGCACCUAAGGAUUGGAAGAAACCGGUACAAAGAGUGUAGCGAGGUAUGACCAGGAAUCUGAGUUUUGUCUUUGUGUGUUGGAUAUAAGCCUUUUCUUAUGUUUAAAGGUUUGCGAUUUGAGAACGCAUCGAAACGUGUCGAAAGUUUCACCCUGGUGAGAACCAUCACAAUCUAAUGUCAGUGUAAUACAUCAAACAGGGAGUGUUUUUGCACAUGCUAACUGUCUGAUUAGCCAGCCAUCCACAUUCAUGCAAGAACAUCAUCUUUGUUAACCACUAAAAGGUCAUUUUAACCAAACUGCUACCUACUAAAACUGUAGCAUAGACAAUGAAGAGAAGUUUAGGCAAGGUUACAAAAGUUGGUAAACUAGACAUGUAUAAAAGGCAGAGAGCUUUGAGAGUUUGACCAAUUGUCCAUGUUUUGCUCGUUGAAUCCCAAGUUUUUACCACAAAGAAUGUCAAAACAGAGCUUAGUGAUAGAGAGCCCAACUAGUUCGUCUUUGCAAAUUUCUUCUGGGACAGUAGCGUUUAUGUUUUUGGAAGACUUAGAGUGAAAUGAAUUUACUUAAACCUUCAUGUCAAAUCUACAGGACUUUCUUCUAUGGACACAAAAGGAAAUCGUUUGUAGAACGUGGCUCUAUGUUGUAAAACAAAAGCAGACUUGAUGUUUUUAAACUCUAAAAAGAAGGUUUAAAAAUACUGCAAAUACAUGGCAUAUGACGUGACCGGUACUUUACAGUUUUUUAAGUUUUGUUCCCUUCAACACUUAGUUGCUGAGGAAAAGAGUCUCAUCUGUGCAUAUUUAAACUUGGUGAGUGUUAAUAUGUAAAUGUGCCGAGUUGCAAGGCGCAAGUUUAAACGUGGUAAUUUUAUGGAACUUUGUGAUUGAUGGGCGUUGUAAUUCUGCUGAAAUGACCUUUCUGACAUGUUAUGUGGGCGCAUAUUACUUGUGGGCUAGAUAAUGACUUAAAUUGGUGGUCUGUUGUCCUUUUGUGUCCUACAGAAGAAAAUCACAGGGUACAGAAUGACAUGAAGAGACAGAAAUUUCCUUCAACCAUUUCUUUAAAGUAUCCCUAGCAGGAUAUCUAGCUCUAAUGAAAACCUGACAGAACUGUGAAAAUUGUCAAUACCGCUCCACUGCAUGAUACAAAUCUAACCGCAUACAGUACAGCGGAGCAGCACAUAGUGUUAGUUAUGAUAAUAGACUGUAAUCCACCGGCUAUAAUUCAUUUAGAGAAAGAGUGUCUGCAGUGUUUCUGUUUCCGCACACCUCAGCUUUAUAGCCUGUUUUUCCGUCUCUCUGCUUUUUUCUGUCUCCAUCUGUCUUUUAGUUUCAAGCAUCAGGCUGGAACGGUUACAUUCCUGCUGAACGGGGUGAUAACGCUUCUGUAUCACACAGCCUAAAGGGACUCGCUUCAAAGCAAAUGCAUCUUGACGAGGAAGUUUUGAAGCGAAAGUGCGUUCAGCAGCACAGUUUUUAGGGGUUUAAAAUCACUGAGCGGUAGAUGGGGCGUGAUGAUGGCUGAGAGACGAGCAGAGUGGGGUCAUCUGAUGGUCUCCAAUCCAGACCGUCUCGAAGAUUACGCGCUGUCCCUUAAGAGCUCGGCGCGUGAACGUUUUUUAACGUGUGACCGAGAGGGACGUGUUAGAGCACUCGAGAUGGAGAGAGAAAUAAUAACACCUCUCAAACACUCACUGACACACAAUCUUUGUUUACUGUAGUUUAGAAAAAUUGCUUUAUAUUAAGAAACAGUUGGGACCAGAAGCGACAGCUACUUCUGACGUUCAUCCCGCGUCGAAAUGGAGGGGAAAGAGUGCUUCUGCUCUGGAUGAGUGUAGGAACUCUGUCGCUGAACACUGCUGCUAUAAGAGCCACCUGUGGUCAUUAAGAUAGUGGAAAAAAUACUGAGAAACUGCAGACUCUCACACUCUGCCUUCAACAUGAAGCCAAAAUUGAAUAUGUUUUAUGUUUUUUUUUAAUAAAAGAUCCCCAGUUUAGCUUACUCUUACAUUUUGCCGAUAGUAAAAGCAUUCCCACUUUAUAUUAGGUGGCCUUAAUUACUAUGUACUUACAAUACAAUACAUGUUUUUGCAUUAACCUUAUAUUUUAAAAAAUACAUAUAUGUAGUUACAUACCCCCAAACCUGACCCUAACCUUACCCGUAUAGCAGCAAAAGUGUUUUGCAAUACAAUAUGAACACCAUAAGUACACUGUACGUAUUUUUUGAUGCAAGCACGCAGUAGUUAAGGCCACCUAAUAUAAAGCAUUCUUAAAACAUUGGUUAACUUCUAAAUGCUGCAAAUAAUUACAGAUUUGAAAAAGGUGCGUUACUGUUGGGAUACAACCUACAUUUGAUUUAAUCAAUAAACGUGCUGUUUUAAUCAUAAAUGUGUCACGUUAUAGAUGUAAAAGGGGUGUUUGACGUUGGCUUUGUGUUAUGAGGCGUUUGUAUCAGGAGGACUGAAAUCUACAGCAUUUUUCAAUCGAUUCCGCAUGUUCACCGUCGCUCGCAAACAGAAACGAUGCAAGAAAAUGUUCUAAUAUGCAAGCCUGUCUCCAAUAGGCCAGUCAACGUUAUCGCCAUCAUAAAUGAAAAUGUUUUUUUUUGCGUUACGCCUGGUGGUCUGGCUUUAAACCCAUUUCUGCUUUGAGAACACAGUGGAGUUAGUCAAUACUAGCUCUGAUUAGGUUUGCACUGAUGCGCUCCAUCUGCUCAGUGUACUGUCUCUAACCCCGCCACACUAAACUUCAGCGACGUGUCCCAACCCUCUUAUCUGACUGAUUUACAAACUUUGGCCGCAAAAUAGCAUCCUGUGAACUAAUCCCGUGUGUAAGCUUUCCAAGGUUAGGAAUCGUUUGAGUUUGGAAAGUUUUUUUUUUUUUUUUUUUUUUUUGGUCUUUGUUCCAAUGUUUUAAUUUUUGAAAGAUGUCCUUAAACCCAUCUCUCACUGUUACUGUCUUUUUGAAAAGUAUAUACAAUACCCAUCUUUUUCUUUAUAUUUUUUCACUGUUAUAGGCUACGUUGUGUAUUUAAAUCUGAAAUAGUCAGAUGUUGAGUACUUAUAGUGUUGAAUGACACCAUAUCAUGUUGAACAACCAGCAACGGUUUGGCAUUAGCAAUUUUAAUUUUUACGGAUUUUUAUAUUUUCCAAUGCAUUUGUGUCAAGCUUAAUGCACGUAAACAUUUCACUACCGGAUCAUCUCAUAAACCGUAGCAAAUGUGUAUGACAUCUGGGGCAUAUCUGUUUAAUAUGCAACGAAGACAUUGCUUUUUGCUAGCUGUCUAAAUAUGUCUGUUGAGUAUCUAAAGGUGCUUGAUACUCCAACACAAUGUUGUAAUGUCAUUUUUUUAGUUGUUAUUUUUUGUACACUGUAUGUUGUCAUUUGUUUUGUAUCAUAUAUUUUGUCAUGUUUUGAUUUUAAGGGUGUGCUAAGCAUAGAUUAGGUUUUUGCAUUAUAAAAAUUCUAAAUGGUUUUUUUUCCCCUAAUUUCUGGUUAGAAUUAAUUUAUUUUUGGAUUUCUUAAUGAAUACUAUCAAAUUCACAUUUUAUUUUCUAGAAAUUGUAUUAAUUGCCCAAUUUUAUAAAAGCAAGGUAUAUAUCUCUAUAUAUCUAUCAUACUGAAGAUGGCCCAUAUAAAUUCAUAUCUCCAGAACAUCUGAAAGCUUGCACACUCAUGCCGUCUGAUUGUAUAUUUUGGGAUAUUUUUUCAACAGUCAUUUAAACUAAUUUUUUACCCAUUUGUGUUUUAAUUUUUGUUUUGUUUUUGUACCUAUUAAUUCAGUAAUUAAGUUGUAGAUCUGAAUGAAAUGUUGGCAUUUGUUGGUACUCAAUUCUGAUGUUUUUAAUGAACAGUGUUGCAGGAACAAGAAAGCGUUCUUAUUGGUGAUCUAAAAGACUACAGCACAAACAACUAACAACUCUUGAACAGACACUGCCAUUAAUAAUCUAUUAAUUUGGUAUACUUGGGGUCAAAAAAAGGGAUCUAAAAAGUAAUGAAUUUCCAUAAUCGCUAUCAUAUCUGUAUUUUUGUACUGCCAUCCUAACCACCACCAGUAAGCUGCACAUACAAGCUGUAGAAGCGUAUGCUCUCGAGUGACGUGUUUAAUGUAGUGUCCUGGUGAGUGGCAGUUAUCAGAUAUCUUGUGAACCCAGAUUUGUCCUGUGGAGUAUUUUGCUACAUGUAAAGCACUAUAAAUAUAUUAAGUGGUGCACUAAAUUGCAUUCUUUAAAUCCUACUAUUUUUUAAAUAAAGGAAAGUGUGUUGCCAAA